GAAGAAGACAACAUGGCGGGUGGGAGUUCGUGCAGACAAUAUGCUUGACUCACACUUUUCCAGCUUUUUUUAGGGUCUUUCUAGGGUCUAGUGUGUCGCCAGGAUGACCUCUUUGCACUGCGUCAUCCACCCUCUGCCGGGGACCGAAGAUCAGCUCAAUGAAAGAUUGAAAGAAUUAGGAUUACGUUUAAAUUGGUCGGGCGGUGUUGGUGUGAGUGCUGUGGCAGGGCUACGAGAAAACAUCAGACAAGUUGCUAUUGGUCCAUCACACAUUGCAGUGCUCACUGAAGAUGGACGAGUUGCAAGGCUUGUCUUUUCCAUCAAUACAGAUGCCUUGGAUCUCAACAAGGCAGAUCAUAAGCAAGGCAGGAAUUGCAACAAGAGCAACAACCAGAGCAGCACCAAGUUGACAGCUCGCAUGUCCACUGGAGGAAGAAGGAUUGUGCGCACGACUUCUGGGUCAGGGGGAGUGAGAGGGCGUGGCACGGGGGUUAUCAUGGGCUCUUCGCGACCCAUGCUCCCUGCCCAGUAUGUGCCGGAAGAACUCAUUUCCCAGGCUCAGGUAGUCCUUCAGGGCCGGAGUCGUAAUCUAAUCAUUAGAGAAUUACAGCGUACCAACUUGGAUGUGAACUUAGCAGUGAAUAACCUGUUGUCAAGAGAUGAUGAGGAUGUAGAAGAACCUGAGGAAAGUGGAGAUUCCUAUGUACCUGAAGACCUCAUAUCCCUCUUGGAUGCUGGAAUUUCUGUUGCUGCUGACCAUCCCUCUGUAAUAAUUGAUGCAGAUGCUAUGUUCUCUGAUGACAUGUUUGGAUACUCUUCUGUGCGCAGCCGAUCUGGCGGAAGCCGUGGAAGGGCAGGAGAACGUGACCGUGAGGGGUCAGCUGGAUCAGGAGGUUCAGAACACCGAGCGGACAGGGAGUUGAGAUGGAGGGACCGGCACUACUCGGGACCCCGUAAGUGGCUCUCGAACGCGCUGCUGUCGGUUAGAGUCACACAGCCCCCCACAGAAGCGGGAAAGAAGAAAGACUUCCUUCUCCCAGAUGCCAUAGAUGUAGCAGACAACCUGCAGUACUGGCCUGAGAGACUAGGGAACCAACCAGCUCCCCGUUUCUCACACAUUGCUGCUCUGCACUCUGAGCUUGUGGCCGUGUCGACAUCUGGCCAGGUCUACCAGUGGCGUUGGGCAGACAAGGAUCCAUACGUGCAUCCAGAGCUCCCAAAUGUGCACCAUCCAAAAGCAGUCUCUCUAGGCCUCGCAGGGGAGAGAGUGGUGGCUAUCAGUGCAGCAGGAGUAAGAUGCAGCGUUGCCACUGAGUCUGGCAAGGUGGCAACCUGGUUAGACGAAACAUUAGCAGAUGUGGCAGCAAAAUUGGAACAGCCGGCUCAGUCAUUCCCUGAGUUACUAUCUCUGUACCAUAUUUACUGUUAUAGUAGCCACUUGAAUCAGGAUCCUAAUUUUCACUAUCUAUUUAAGAUACUUCCUCCAGGAGGUGUUAAUAGUGGAUGCAACAGUAGUAGUGCGUCCAGCAGUACCAGUGGAAGUGGAAGUAGUGGUACCAGCAGUGGUUCCAGUACCAGUUUUCAGGGUGCUGCAGGCUCAACAUCAACAUCUCAGAGUGCUGCUUCGAGUAACAGUGGCAGUUCCUCAAGUGGUAGUAGUGGAAGUGGGGAGAAGAAAACUGUGGCAUCGGAAGUCCUUGGACCAGUUGCAAAGAUCCUGAAGUGUGGUGACAGCAAGGAGUCCUCUGAUAAGCUUGACAUGCCCCCUCCACCUUCACCUGCUUCUAGCACGUGCUCCGAUACUGGUGAGUGUUAUCGAAGUUUAGAAGGGGUGGUGGUUGUGCCACAGACAAAAGAAGGCAAGGGCAACCUGCGUGUCAUUCACCGGGACCAGCUGCAGGUUAUCCGUGCAGGUGGCAACCCUCGUGUUCCAGAUUGUUACCAGAAGACUCCCAAACGCAUUCCUGUCAGUGAGCAAGGCCAGAUUCUCACUGUGGCUGUGGAUGGCAGAGGCAUUCACGCCAUUGUCAGGAAUGGCAGCCGCUUGACAUACGUCAUAUACAAUCUCAGCUCUGGGAAAUCGGAGCAGGAAUGUGUAUUUCCAACUGAAAGUACAGCUUUCAUGGGAUCAGAACCAUCUGCCAUAUCACUUACUAUUAAUGGAGAGAGUGAAAACGUCGGUGUGCUUCGUGAUGGUAAUAGUACUAUCUACCCUCUGAGCAAAGACUGUGUAGACUCCAUCAAGGACCCUCACUGGCCUGAUCUACCUCCGGUCUCAUGCUUAGGUGUAGCCACACAUUUCUUGCAUGGGGCUGGUGCUCACCAGAAGAACCAUGUUGCAUUACUGGUGCUGGCACUCAAGACACAAACUCUGAUGCCAAAAAUCCUGCGAUGUGAUCCAGAAGGUGUUAGGCAGGUCUUGGCUGUUAUUGAAAAUGACAAUGGAGCUGGUAUGACGAGUUUAACAACAGAGGGAAUAGUAGAAGAAAAGUGUGAUGGAAACCGCAACAUCCUGCAUGCAUGUAUAUCUACUUGCUGUCCAGUUACGAGCAAAGAGACAGAAGGGGAAUCUGUAUUAGAGAAAGACCCUAUUUUGGGUAGCUUUGCUUGGCCACCCAGCUCAUCUGACACCCUCAGUGACACAGCCAGUGCAGCAGGGCCAGAGGAUGACCUCAUGACCCCAUCUUCCUCCAAAACCACACCAGGGCCAAGCAUGCCCAACCUGGGAACUUCUGACCCUGCAGAGCGUAAAUCUUAUUCUCUUACUAUCCUGAGAACCAUCUGUGACAGCCCUGCACUAACGCCACACUUGAGGAACCUGCUCAUUGCUCGUGACUCAAAUGGCUUUACUCCCUUCAUGCUGGCUGUCUCUGGUCGGGCAUAUCAAGCAGCCCUCAUCCUUUUUGAUGUCAUUCACAGGGUGGCCCAUGAUAGUGCCCUUGAUGCUGAGAGUGAAAGACGUGCUGUCAUGCAAAUGAUAUUCCCAAGGGGCAGUAACCCAGAUGACUCGCCACUUCAUGUCCUGUGCUAUAAUGACACCUGCUCGUUCACUUGGACAGGAGCAGAGCAUAUUAAUCAAGACAUAUUUGAGUGUCGCACCUGUGGCCUUGUUGGCUCCUUGUGUUGCUGUACAGAAUGUGCAAGAGUAUGCCACAAAGGGCAUGACUGUAAGCUCAAGAAAACUUCACCAACAGCCUAUUGUGAUUGCUGGGAAAAGUGUAAAUGCAAAGCUCUGAAGUCUGGCCAUCAGACUGCACGUUUUGACCUGUUGUCAAGGCUCAUCACAGAGACAGAUCUAGUGAACAUAUCCAAUGGUAGGGGUGAAAACCUCCUCCUGUUCUUGGUACAAACUGUUGGACGGCAGGUCACUGAACAGAGGCAGUGGUCAAAGUGUCGUUCGUCGUCAUCAUCAUCUACUCGUAAGAAUACCCUGUCAGAUGUAGUCAACAUGGAGGUACCUGACCAUGAUUUAGAACCACCCAAGUUCAGCCGAAGAGCACUUGAACGUUUGCUGAAUGAUUGGGCAGCUGUGAGAGCCAUGAUCAUGACGGGUCAUAAGGAAGAAAGUCCUCCUUCUUCUGCAUCUACUGAUGACAUUAAUUUCAUGCAGUUUCAAGGUCAUACAACCCACCUGGACAAAUUUACCUAUUGCUUGCUUGUGAAGUUGGUAACUCAGGUUGAGCAUAGGAAUCUCAAGCUAAAGCACCUAAUUAAUAGUGACGAUGAUGAGCGAAAGAUGAUUGCUGACACAAUGGUGACUGCUCUCAUCAACACGUUGAUCAGAGAGCUGCACAAUGACACAAUUCCUGGAAGAAAGCAGGAAGCAGAAAAGGUUGCCAGGAGGUUUAUUGCAUCAGUGGUUAGGAUCUUUGUUAUUUUGGCCAUUGAAAUGAUGCCUAACGCUGGAAAAAAGAAGCCAGGCAGCUCCUACACGCAGUCCCUUGCUAAAUGUAUCAAAGUAUUUGAGUCCAUCAUUCCAGUAGCUGUGACAGAGCUGUGUGAUGCUGCAGAUGCCCUUAUGUUGCCAGUACGCUUAAACUAUGUCAAGCCGACUGCACCAUUUCCACUUACAUCAACUCAUGUGGAUGGCAAUCAUGGCUGCAAGGAGAUGUUUGAAGUGGAACCCCUUCAGUGGCAGCAGCACAGAAUGGGUGGCGAACCAUUAUCCUCAGCUGGAGGAAGUAGUGUGUCCAGAGGAGCUGUUGGAAGUGGUGGAGGGGAAGAGGAGGAGGAAGCUGGGGAGGAAGAAGUAGCCCCACUCCCAGGCCCAGCCCCAGGGACAAGACCAAGGAGGGCUCGACCAGAUCACAUUCUCCCUCCCCAGGUGGAUGACCAUGAUAAUGAAGGGGGAAGUGAACGUGAUGAUGCUAACGAGCGUUCAGAACAAGAAGGAGAUGGAGGAGCAGAAGUGGAGGGUGGAGAAUCGGACAUGGAAUUGGACUUGCUAGCAGAGUCAGAUAGUGAUAGUGAUGACAACCAGUCUGCUGUAGAUAAUACAUCAACUCAGCGAUCAGUGCAGACUGGUGCGACUGCUGGGAGUGAUGGGGAGGAUGAUUCUGGCGAAUCCUCUCCGGGUGAAGAUGAAGAUGAUGAGAGUGAAGCAGCUGAAACUGAUGAAUUUGAUUCUGGUGAACUCUUUUCUGAUGAGCAGUUAGAGAGGCGAGUUAACACUUCCUCUACUGCUCGUAAUAUUGCACCUCACAAUCUGCAGUGGGCUGUGAGGAAUCACCGUGAUAGUACCUCACGUUCUGGAGGAACAACUGGAGGCCCCACAGCCACAGGUACCUCCAACCCUACCUCUAGUGGCUUAAUAUACAUUGAUCCAACUUCACUCAGGCAUGGACCUACAUCCACAUCAACAGUUACACCAUCCUCCCAUGAGCCUGUUAGUCUGGCUACAACUAACAAUACUCUCGCAAGGGCUUUUACAAUUGUGAUUAGGCAGAUGAGCUCUCUUUUGAGUUUGGCCUGUGAUGUGGUAAGAGAUGGAGGCCUCACCUCUAGAGGUCCUGCUGGAAGUGGAGGUGGUGUUCCUGGCAGCAGCAGCAGUGCCACUGCCACGACCCAGAUGUGCCUGACACCCACCAUUAUUGCAGCUCUUCUUAAGCAGGUUGAUGCUCGUCUUCGUCCCACUUGGGAUUGGCUGAUGAGCCUCAUGGAUUCAACAGAGUCACAGCUAAGAUUUGGAAGAGAAUUGAACCAACUCAUUGAAGGAAGUGGAAGCAGCACAACACCAACAGCACCACCAGCAGGAGUGUCUCAGACACGCCCUCGUGAAAGAAGUGCGGGAAGAACUGGCCUUCCAUUCAUACGAGAUCCAUUGAUUAGCCCACUUUCAAGGUACCAGAGUGCCAGGCGUGGAGCAAGAACCACCAAUACUACAGCUGAUCCACAGAAUGCUCGAAGGGAUACACUCUCUUAUGUGGUCUCUCUUCUUCGAGCCCAUAAGAACGAACACUGUGACACACUACCAGAUAUAGAUGUUGGAUCUCUGAAACAUAUUGCAUAUGUAUUUGACGCUCUUAUAAGCUACUUGCGGUGCUGUGAAACAGACAGCAGUGCUCACAUAGACUCUGGUGGGGCUGAGUGUACUGGUUUUUCUUGGGAACGGGAUGAGAAUGAAAACGAGGAUGACAUGGAUGAUCUGCCAUCAGUCACCCCCUCAGCUGGUGAUAGUGAGUCAGCUGAUGAGGAUUCAAAUCUUUCCAAUUCUAGAGGACGAAAACAUACAUUCUUCCAGAGAUCACAGUCGACACUUUGCUUGGGAUCAGUGGGUGCAGAUGUAUUUAGCAGUCCUUUACAAGAAGCUUUGCCUCUUGCUGAUAAACCUCACUUACUUCAGCCAAAUGCUCGGAGAGAAGAACUGUUUGGCAUUCCUCGAACACAUACUCACAAUACAAGUCAAGGGACAAGAAUUCCCCUGGACACUCCAUUGUCAAGAUUGGGUGUAUUGGAGAACCUGCAUAUGGUGGGGCCAUACCCCCCAACACCACAACAGUCUUAUGCACAUAUGUUAGGCUCUGCCAGAACUCCUGACCAUCAGCCAACAGAAUUGUCUGUAUAUGCAACAGGACAAAUUAGAGAUUUAAAGGAUGAAGACAUGAGUGAGGAUAGUGGUGAGACAUCUCAGGAGAGAGCACCAAUCAUUGUGUCUCCAAGGCGUACAGGGAGCAGCUUAGGUGGGGGGAUUAGCGAUCACAGCAGCGGCUCUUCUGCCUCCUACGUGCCCGAGUCCACCCCUGCCCGGUCCAGUGUCAAAAGCGUUAUUGUACGGGUGGGGUCUUCAACAGUUGCCAAUGCGUUUAAAUCUGAGGUUGCCACAUCAUCAUCACUGUCAUCAAGCCUGUCAGCCACUGCUGCUUCCACCCCUUGCACACCCUCCUCAAGCCUAGGGGGUAGAGGUGGUGCAGACCUACUUGUGGUGCCACUUGACGGCAGAACCAGCAGGGGCUCAGAGAUGGGCCUUCAUGCACCCCAUGAUGUGUCUGCUAAUGUUACCAUCGAUACUACUCACGAUCAGAUGAGACCUGCUCUCUUAAGAAGUGGAGUUUCUCAAGAUCUUCUGCUUGGCCGUUGGAGACUGACCCUAGAGCUGUUUGGUAGAGUCUUUAUAGAUGAUGUUGGAGCUGAACCAGGCUCUAUCAUUGCUCAGCUAGGAGGAUUCCCAGUCAAAGAAGCCAAAUUUAGACGGGAAAUGGAAAAGUUGAGAAAUUGCCAGCAACGUGAUUUGAAUCUGACGAAGAUUGACCGGGAGAGAGGGCAGUUGAUCACCCAGACAUUCAAGGAACUCAACACUCAGUACAACAAUUAUCACCGUCGAGGAACACAGUCAUCACCACCCUUGGCUGUCAACCGAGUUAAAGUGACAUUCCGUGAUGAGCCAGGAGAAGGCUCUGGUGUUGCUAGAUCAUUUUACACAGCCAUUGCAGAGGCCCUGCUAUCAGGGGAAAAACUCCCGAGCCUGGAAUCUUGCCAGGUGAGGCCAAAAGAAGUUGGAUUACCUGUAGUUCGGUAUAGUCUAUAUGGUCAGUACAAGGGACGAGACAGAGAUCGACGCCAGGGAGCUUCGUCUUCAAGAUCAUUGCAGAGAAGAGAUGCCCGAAAGACACUCUCUGUGGAUGCGCGACCCUUCUACAUGACUGGAGAGGGCAGUAGUAACGAGCACUUGCCGUCAAAUAUGCUGCAAAUUGGUGAAGCCUUAUUCCCGAAGGUGCAAAGUCUUAGACCAUCUUUGGCAAGCAAGAUCACAGGGAUGCUUCUAGAACUGACACAUGCUCAGUUGCUCCUUCUGUCUGCAAGUGAAGAUGCCUUGCGCCAAAAAGUUGAUGAGGCAGUGGAUCUUAUCCUUGCUCAGGGUCGUGACCACACACCAGAAUAUUCUCCAUCUCAUCAAGAUACAGAUGAAGGUGGGGAGGAACCUGAGGAUGCAAGUGCUCCACUGUUCUACCAGCCAGGGAAAAGAGGAUUCUACUCUCCUCGUCAGGGACGCCCAACGCCUGAGAGGCUCAAUGCCUUCCGCAAUGUUGGCAGGUUACUUGGGUUAUGCCUGCUGCAGAAUGAAUUGUGCCCGAUCUACCUGAACCGCCAUGUCCUCAAGUACAUUCUAGGACGCCCCAUUCGUUUCCAUGACUUGGCCUUCUUUGACCCUGUCAUGUAUGAAAGCUUGCGAAAGCUGGUGCUGGAUGCAGAGAACAAGGACACAGGAGCUGAUGUGUUCAAAGCACUUGACCUUACCUUCAGCAUUGAUGUAAUUCCUGAAGAAGGUGGCACAAACAUAGAACUGAUUAGUGGUGGCAGAAAUGUGGAGGUGACAACAGCUAAUGUAUAUGACUAUGUCCGCAAGUAUGCUGAGUAUCGCAUGGUAAAAUCUGAAGAAAAGGCCCUACAGAAUAUUCGUGAUGGUGUAUUCGAUGUAAUCCCAGGAGGAUCCCUAGAUUCCCUAACAGCUGAAGACCUACGGCUGCUACUAAAUGGGGUUGGGGACAUCAAUGUAGCUACACUUAUAUCCUAUACGUCUUUCAAUGAUGAGAGUGCGGAAUCAUCAGACCGUCUUCACAAGUUCAAACGGUGGCUAUGGUCUAUAGUUGAGAAAAUGACAAACCAGGAAAAGCAGGACUUGGUGUACUUCUGGACCGGUUCUCCCGCUCUGCCAGCCUCAGAAGAAGGAUUCCAGCCAAUGCCAUCUGUCACUAUCAGACCAGCUGACGACUCACAUCUACCUACAGCAAACACUUGCAUUAGCCGCCUAUAUAUUCCUUUGUAUUCUACUCGUGCUAUUUUGCGAUCUAAACUGUUGUUAGCCAUCAAGACUAAAAACUUUGGCUUUGUGUGAGUGUAACCCAAGAAGCUUAAAAUUUGUGGCUGACUUUGAACCAUGUUGAAUUAUAAUAAAGCAGUUAGUGACUAAUGAACGUCUAAGGGAACAUUGUGUAUGGUGACUGCAAGCGAGACACACAUGGAGUCGAGUGAGCAAACAAACAAGAUGAUUUUGGGAGUGCUGGUCAUAUGGCAUAGGAACUUGAAAAUUCUUUGGCUUACUAGUGUUGUGCCUGUACGAAAGAACUAUUAUUUUGUGUGAUUGGAAUAUACGGCCACCAGGUUUGGCUGGCUAGACUUAAAUCUUGUGUGCAUUCCCUGAUUUCAAAUAAAUGAAAUUCAUAUUCAGCUAUUUGAAAUGAUGUGAAAAAUAGUUUCCUUAAAAGCUAUUAUCUGGUUAUUGUUAAAGUGUGUAAGCAGUGUGUAUUGAAAUUAAAAAAAAGAAAUUCCAUUGUUGUACAAUAGACAAGUAGAUAUGAGUAAAAAUCUUGACCAGC
Molecule: messenger RNA, 8813 nt
Organism: Penaeus indicus
Lineage: Eukaryota; Metazoa; Arthropoda; Malacostraca; Decapoda; Penaeidae
Gene: hyd
Product: E3 ubiquitin-protein ligase hyd-like
Exons: 35
Coding region: 104-8332 (2742 amino acids)
Biological process (GO): positive regulation of canonical Wnt signaling pathway; protein polyubiquitination
Cellular component (GO): cytoplasm; nucleus
Molecular function (GO): RNA binding; ubiquitin-ubiquitin ligase activity; ubiquitin binding
Source: RefSeq, a predicted model, not a curated record